Molecule: messenger RNA, 1681 nt
Organism: Daldinia caldariorum
Lineage: Eukaryota; Fungi; Ascomycota; Sordariomycetes; Xylariales; Hypoxylaceae
Product: MFS general substrate transporter
Exons: 3
Coding region: 150-1502 (450 amino acids)
Biological process (GO): transmembrane transport
Cellular component (GO): fungal-type vacuole membrane
Molecular function (GO): transmembrane transporter activity
Source: RefSeq, a predicted model, not a curated record
AGAGUUGAUAGUUCUAAGUAGGUGGUGAGAAGGGGAGCCCGUGGAUAAAUACCUAAGGGUUGGAAGGUCUGGAACUAUUGACGACUUUCUCUAAAGCCGGUAGAAAAAGGAUAAUAUCAGAGCCGCAAGCGCGGGUACCGAAGGCUACUAUGGAAAAAGAAAACCACACCGAAAAUGAUAGCAACCUGGAAUCGCAGAUCGGGACGGAGAUCUUCGAGGGCUCCGUAGACCGCGCUGAAGAUGUGGAGACGAAGUCUCCUCCAAAGACGGCGGCGCAGAACACUCUUGAUGUUCCGGACGGUGGCCUAACAGCAUGGCUCCAAGUCCUCGGGGCCUUCGUCGUGAUGCUCUCGAGCUGGGGCCUCAUCAACUCGUUCGGCGUGUACCAGACGUACUACGAGACGUCGCUCCUGGCGUCCAGCUCGUCGUCCUCGGACAUCAGCUGGAUCGGGUCCGUGCAGGGCGCCCUCCUCAACAUGGGCGGCCUGGUCUCCGGCCCGCUGUUCGACGCCGGCCACUUCCGCGCCCUGACCCUCGCCGGCUCCGCCCUCGUCCUCCUCGGCCUCUUCAUGACCUCCCUGUGCCGCUCCUACUGGCAGGUCCUGCUCGCCCAGGGCGUCGCCGUCGGCGUCGGCUGCGGCUUGCUGUUCCUCCCUUCCGCCGCCAUCCUGAGCCAGUAUUUCGCCCGCAGGCGCGCGCUCGCGCUCGGCUUGCAGUCCGCCGGCUCGCCGAUCGGGGGCAUCGUCUUUUCUAUCCUGUUUAGUCGGUUGCAGCCGCGGAUCGGCUUUGGGUGGGCGACGCGUGUGAUAGCAUUUAUUCUGCUUGGGCUUCUUGUCGUGCCCUUGGUGUUCAUGCGCCCGCGCGUUGCGCCACCCCGGCAUAAGCGUGCUUUCUUCGACCGCGACGCCGUGCGCGACGUGCCGUUCCUGAGCUUCGCGGUCUCGGGCCUAUCGGCGUUCAUGGGGAUGUACGUGCCUUUUUUCUACCUGCAGCUGUUUGCGCUGCGGCGCGGCAUCGCGAGCGCGGACUUGGCCGCGUACCUGGUCACGCUGCUCAACGCCGGCAGCGUCUUCGGGCGCAUCUUGCCGAACUUCGUCGCCGAUUACCUCGGCUCGAUGAACAUGCUGGCGGCGAUGACCCUCGGCGCCAGCGUUCUGGCGUUCGGCUGGCUCGGCGUGGACGACCUCGGGGGCACGAUUACGUUCGCGCUGCUCUUUGGGUUCUUCAACGGCGGGGUUACGAGCCUGCCACCCAGCGCUGUCGUGUCCCUCACGCCGGAUCUUGGCCGCCUUGGCACCCGGAUGGGUAUGCUGUUCGCGUUUAUCGGGAUCGCGGUCUUGGUCGGCACGCCGAUCGCGGGCGCGAUUCUGAAAGAUGCGGAUGAUGAUGGGGCUUGGAAAGGGCUGGUCGGAUAUUGCGCUGCGACGUUGUUUAUGGGGGGGCUCGGGUUUGUGGGAACGCAGAUAUUGCACUUGAGGAGGGAGAGGAAUACAAAGGUGUGAGCCUUAUGUCGGGAAAUGGCUCAUAUAUUGUCCAGCUAGAUGAAGGCUUCAUAUUAUAGCUAUCUAAGGUAUGUUUUUACAUAUUUGAAUAUACAGACAAAAAAAAUUCCGGCUGACAGUUAUAACUCAUAUCGAGUCCUCACAGUAAAGAAUGGAUUAUCCAUUUAGGUCUUCAAACU